AUUCGCGCCCAUUCAGAGCGUGUAGACAAGCGUGCUGCAGCGGUGCGACAGCGUGCUAGGAUAGAGAACCCCCUUCAAGACGAAUUUGAUCUGUCGAGCAAGACGGAAGAUUCGCGAGGAUUACCUCAGACGUUCAACUCGCCGCCGCUCAUGGAAGGUCUGCUCGCCUCACUGAGAGAAUAUCUUCCCUCUGCUGCUCGUCCGACACCUAUCCAGGCGUUGUCACUCAAACAUCUUUUCGAACAAAGAGAUAUCUCAAAGCCUUGGCGACAGUUUCUACUUGCAUCUGAAACAGGCUCAGGGAAGUCGAUAGCAUAUCUUUUGCCUAUGCUUCAAGACCUCAAACAAUCAGAAGCACAUCUUUCGUCCUCCGUAUCACAAGGCACAGGGUCUCAACCUCAGCGGGCCAUCAAUCCUCGCGCGCUUGUCCUAGCUCCUACUCACGAACUCUCACGUCAACUCUCCUCCUUCGCUAAAUCCCUCCUACACAACAUCAAACUACGUGUUCUCUGUGCCUCGCGCGCUAAUAUUCCUAGCAUACGCAAGAGAAGCAGUACAGCUUCAAAAAUGUCGGAAGAAUUUGCUGAGAUGGGCUCAGGGACAGAGCUUGAUAUGCGCAGGGGCGUAAAAGCCCAUCCCGUCGAUGUUCUUGUCAGUACACCGGCCAAGGCUCUAGAGAUGGCCAGAGGAAAAGGCUGGGACUGGGAGGAAAGGGAGCGCAAGAGAAGAUUAGAUGAUGAGAAGAAUGCUAUGAAAGAAGAAGUCACGGAUCCACAGCAGCCUCUGCGCAAAUUCUGGGUAGAUGAACCCGAGAUGAGCCUUGCCAAUAUCGAAUGGGUCGUAGUUGACGAAGCCGACGUGCUAUUUGACCCCGAUUUCCAGGAGUCGACACGGAUGCUUCUGGCAGAUAUCAGUGCUGCUCGGGGAUACCCUGUCAACUUCUCCCCAGAGAUGCCCCUUCUUACGUCUACAGCCCCCAAGAACGAGCCUGCUCCAAAACCGGCUGCCGUUGACUACCCAUUUAACUUCCUCCUUACCUCAGCGACCAUUCCUUCCUCUCUUUCAUCCUAUAUUGAAACCCACCACCCCCUCCUUACGCGUCUCGCUUCUCCCAACCUUCAUCGCCUACCGAGCACGCUGAAAACAGAGCACGCUAACUGGACAGGCGGAAACCGUAAUGCAGAUAUCGAACGACGCAUUCGUCGUGUCUGGGCAGAGGACGCACUUGCUUCCGCAAAAGCCGGGCGCGCAGCAGAGUUGUCAAAGAUCUUGGUGUUCUGUAACAGAAGAAGUAAAGUCGAAGACCUCAGUUCGUACUUGGAGGAAAAGAAGAUCAAGAACGUGGCAUUGUCAAGCACAGCUGGGGACCGUAAAAGAGGUUCUAAUCAUCACCUUGACGGUUUCCUCCGCAAGAAGUCCGAAUCGACUCCCUCACUCGAAGCAGGCCCUGCACCCUCAGGAUCACAUAACCCGAAGGAGACGGCACACGUCAUGAUCACCACUUCACUUCUCUCGCGAGGCCUUGACUUCUCUCCAUCUAUCCGACAUGUCUUCAUUGUUGACGAACCUAGAAACAUGAUCGACUUCCUACACCGCGCUGGACGAUCUGGAAGGGCUGGCGAGCAGGGCAAAGUCGUGGUCUUUGGAAAGCAAAAAGGAAGAGGCUCAGGCAGAACAGUAGAUGUCAAGAAAAGAGUUGGGGCAUUGGUUGCGUGAGCUGAUCACGGUACGUCAAAAAGGGGUACAACAUGCAAAAAUAUAAUAGAUACAUCGACAACAAAACACAAUAAUAAUGAGAACAAAAAAAAAACACGAUACAGUAGAGUCAGAAACACAUGUCGAAAACGCGAAAGCAUAUACCGGUUUACACUAUUUACCCUGGAAUGUUUGCAUUAAUGUUCUUAUUCCACCAAACUUAUGUUUCGUAGGUGGACGAGUGGGUCCUCCACUAGGGGGUGGCUGCCACCCAUCGCUAGUCGAGAACCCCAUCCUCGUCAGUUUAUUGGCGCUCAUGAUAUGUUUCGCUUGAUCAUUUCCUCUUCUUCUGGACGGUAUAUGAGCACUCAGCGACACUUGCACAGGAGCGGUCGCCACUCGAGAUAGCGGCACAUGCAUAAUCGGUCCUUCUGUUUCAAGUGGGCUCGACUCCGGGUCUGGAGUGCGGGAACGGGGCGCGAGGAAAGCAUUCCCUGAUGAAAAGACCUGACCAGUAGGUCGAUCCAUUGAGUGAAGUUCAUCCGAGGCGGAACGACUUGGGCGCCUCAGACCAGGUACAACAAUUAAGCGUGACGCGGUUUCGCUGGAUGAAUC
This is a messenger RNA of Serpula lacrymans var. lacrymans S7.9, 2310 nucleotides long. RefSeq lists its product as uncharacterized. The transcript has 2 exons. Bases 151 to 1716 code for a protein of 521 amino acids. Lineage: Eukaryota; Fungi; Basidiomycota; Agaricomycetes; Boletales; Serpulaceae. The record is from RefSeq and is a predicted model, not a curated record. Gene Ontology annotation, molecular function: nucleic acid binding; ATP binding.